This is a messenger RNA of Aspergillus ibericus CBS 121593, 322 nucleotides long. RefSeq lists its product as uncharacterized. Lineage: Eukaryota; Fungi; Ascomycota; Eurotiomycetes; Eurotiales; Aspergillaceae. The transcript has a single exon. Bases 34 to 222 code for a protein of 62 amino acids. The record is from RefSeq and is a predicted model, not a curated record.
GUAUCAGGGUUUAUAUAGACCUGAGGGGAUGGAAUGUCAGAUGAAGGAAUCGGAUGCUUGCAUCUGAUGGAGGGGAGAUUCCUGCAUUGGAGGGUUCUAGAGGGAGAUUCCGUGCGUGACUGUUUUGUAUGUCGUAUCAUUCCUAUUUCACUGUGGUCAGGUGUGGUGUCAUGUCAGGUGUUUGUUGUUUCAUAUUGGUUUGCGAUCUCCUACUUCCUCUGAAAUCAAGCAUGAGCAACUUCGUACAAGGAACCAGGAUUCGUCAGAUCGAUAUCCCAUGCAAUACCUUAGCCAUGUAGGUGAUAAUUCACAAGGUUGUUCA